This is a messenger RNA of Medioppia subpectinata, 2052 nucleotides long. NCBI's taxonomy places the organism in Eukaryota, Metazoa, Arthropoda, Arachnida, Sarcoptiformes, Oppiidae. The record is from the annotation of a GenBank genome assembly.
GUAAAUUACCGAAGAGUACAACAAUACCCGUCGAAUCCGUCGUAUCCGUCAUAUCCUUCGUAUACAACAUAUAACAGCACUCCAUGUGUUGGUUGUGUUCACAAUCAAUGCAAAUGUAGUGGAGAUAAGGGCUCUCGGGGUCCACCGGGUGUUCCCGGACCAAUUGGAGCCCCCGGACUGUCCGGACAUUCCGGACCCGAAGGCCUUACUGGCGAUAAGGGAGAUAAAGGCGAUUCUGGCAAUUCUGGACUCAGAGGUCUAAAGGGUGACCGUGGUAAAAUGGGAAUGCCUGGAUUCCCUGGCAUUAAUGGAAUACCAGGCGUUCCCGGGCCAUCGGGACCACGCGGGCCACCCGGUCACGACGGGUGCAAUGGUACCGAUGGUUUGCCAGGACUGCCGGGAACUCAUGGCAAUGAUGGACCGCCCGGUUUACCCGGAAGGCACGGACCGCAAGGACAAAAGGGAGAGCCAGCUAUUGGACCGCCGGGUCUGAAAGGACUUAAAGGUGAACCGGGAAGGAAUGGAUUCCCGGGAGAGUCAGGAAUACCUGGUUCUGAUGGUUUGCCCGGAGCCCGAGGAGAUGCGGGACAUAUCGGACCAUUUGGUCAAAAAGGAGAGACAGGAUUUAUAGGCCCUAAAGGAAAUCCAGGCAUUGGUUUUGAAGGCAGAAAAGGAGAUCCAGGAGACAAAGGACCUCCAGGUCCACCUGGUAGUAAUUGCACCUAUUAUACCGGCCAUCCCGGCACUAUUAUUGGACCCGCGGGACCCAAAGGAGCCAAAGGCUUAAAGGGAGACUACGGAGUGGCCGGAGAGCGUGGUUACGAUGGCAUCCCCGGCAUAACGGGUCCGACUGGAGAUCUGGGAAUGAAAGGAGAAAAAGGAUUACCCGGACAUCCGGGUCCGCGCCACUUGAAGGGCAAAGAAGGCUAUCCCGGGCCUCACGGAAGUGUUGGAUUCAAAGGAGAUCGAGGAGAACCAGGUUUGCCCGGAUUAGAUGGCGUUUCCGGCACAAAGGGUGACGCAGGGCUUUCAGGAAUUCCCGGUCAACGCGGACUACUGGGCCCUCCCGGCCCACCAGGGGGAGUUGAAGGAAGAGCGGGACCGCCAGGACUUCAAGGACCGCGAGGAUUCCCUGGAUUACCGGGUGUGCCCGGAGCUGAUGGAUUACCCGGUUUAAUUGGUCCACGGGGUCCACCUGGUCAAUCUGGAGGGCCCGGAAUCCCUGGUUCUCCCGGAAGAGAAGGACCGAUUGGGACCAAAGGUGAUAAGGGCGACGGCGGACUGCCUGGCCUUCCAGGACUUGAGGGACCAACAGGUUUACCCGGAAUAUAUGGUUCAAAAGGAGAACCAGGACCAAAGGGAACGCCUGGCUUUUCUAUACCCGGACCAAAAGGAUUGGAUGGAAUGCCAGGACUGAAUGGUUUACCGGGAAAGAAGGGUGACCAUGGGCCUAAAGGAGAAAUUGGAACACCGGGCGAUUCAAUCGAUGGAAUACCCGGAUUGCCCGGAAUUGCCGGAUUUAAAGGCGAUGCUGGUCAUCCUGGACUUUCUGGUAGACCCGGACUUCCAGGAGAUAAGGGCGGCUCGUGUUUGUCAUGUAUUCCCGGCUCGAAAGGAGAAAAGGGUGUCCGAGGUUUUGAUGGAUUGCCUGGUCUUCAGGGAGACAAAGGAGAGAGAGGACCCCUCGGACCGCACGGUCUGCGCGGCGACGACGGUAUCCCUGGUUUGCCAGGAAUUCCCGGCGAAGAAAGAAUUGCAUUUAACUAUAACAACUAUUUUUAUCGGGGAACCCCAGGUCUGGCCGGAAGAGAUGGCAUUCCAGGAGCCAAAGGAGAUCAGGCGGUGAUUCCGCCCGAUUUUAUUCCCACCAAAGGCGUGAAGGGUGAGUCAGGAUUACCAGGUACGGAUGGUCCAGCGGGUCGUGACGGGAGUUCAGGCCCGCCCGGUCUGCCCGGACAGAUGGGCCAAUCCGGACAUAAAGGAGAUAAGGGAUUUGCGGGUUUUCCUGGAGAUCCAGGUCGGCAAGGGUUGCCCGGACUGCCAGGUUUUCCU